This is a messenger RNA of Orbicella faveolata, 765 nucleotides long. RefSeq lists its product as uncharacterized. Gene Ontology annotation, molecular function: methyltransferase activity. Lineage: Eukaryota; Metazoa; Cnidaria; Anthozoa; Scleractinia; Merulinidae. The record is from RefSeq and is a predicted model, not a curated record. Gene Ontology annotation, biological process: lipid biosynthetic process.
AUGGGCAGUAAUAUAGAGGAGUCGUCAGACUACCGGGUAUUAGAAGAACACAUCAGGAAAAUAAAUGAUGACAAAAACAGAUUUGUCCCAAUAGAAGAAAGGCGAGACACUGGGAUAUUAGGAUCCCACUUUUUGGUGUCCAUAUCUCGUGGAAAAUACAUGACCUGUUGGCGUGGCGUGUCAAUGCUGAAAGAUCCCUUAACUCUUGUAAAAAACCAGAAGUUGCUAUGGGAACUCAAACCUCGAACUGUAAUUGAGUUUGGCGCCUACAAAGGAGGCACUGCUUUGUGGACAGCAGAUGUGUUAAAAAUGUUUGGGUGCAAGUCGCGUGUGAUAUCCAUCGACAUUGAUCUUUCUAUGGUGGACGCUGUGGCAAGAGAGUCGCCGGAUGUGGAGUUCCUUGAUGGAGACUUGUCCCAGGUCGAAAAAUGUUUUCCAGGAGACUUCUUGAAGAAUUUACCUCACCCGUGGUUCUUAAUGGAGGAUGCUCACGUGAAUAUGACCAAAGUAUUGGAGUAUUUUGACUCAUUCCUGGAGCCUGGUGACUACAUAUGUGUCGAGGACACAAAUCCAUUGGGUCCUUCGAUAUCUGGUCAAGGUCUUAUAAAGGAACUUGGUUUCACAGAGUUCGGUCCUGCUAAGCUGAACGAGCUGAGGAAAUUCUUGAAGGGUCGUUCGGACAGAUAUCAUGUGGAUCAAAGAUACACCGACUUUUUCGGGUACAAUGCAACGUGGAAUACGAAUGGUUACUUGAAAAGAAUCUAG